AUGCAUCUUAGAGAGGAAAGGUUCCUGCAUGAACAUGCUUAUCAAUCUUCUGAUCGAUUUAUGCUGGUUGAUUUGGAAAGGAUUGCUAAGGAUACACAUGGCUAUGUUGGGGCUGACCUUGCUGCUUUAUGCACUAAAGCUGCUCUCCAGUGUAUCCGUGAAAAGAUGGACAUAAUUGAUCUAGAAGAUGAAUCAAUUGAUGCUGAGAUUCUCAAUUCUAUGUCUGUUACAAAUGAACACUUUAAGACUGCUUUGGGAUCUAGUAACCCAUCUGCCCUCCGUGAAACUGUUGUUGAAGUACCAAAUGUCAGCUGGGAUGAUAUUGGUGGGCUGGAAAAUGUCAAGAGGGAACUGCAAGAGGUAGUUUGCUGGAUAUGUUUGAGGUUUUAUGUCCACCAAGUGUGAUUUUUUCUU
Zingiber officinale is the source of this 414-nucleotide messenger RNA. RefSeq names its product cell division cycle protein 48 homolog. The record is from RefSeq and is a predicted model, not a curated record. Gene Ontology annotation, cellular component: VCP-NPL4-UFD1 AAA ATPase complex; nucleus; cytosol. Bases 1 to 405 code for a protein of 134 amino acids. The transcript is spliced from 3 exons. Gene Ontology annotation, biological process: retrograde protein transport, ER to cytosol; autophagosome maturation; mitotic spindle disassembly. Lineage: Eukaryota; Viridiplantae; Streptophyta; Magnoliopsida; Zingiberales; Zingiberaceae. Gene Ontology annotation, molecular function: ATP hydrolysis activity; polyubiquitin modification-dependent protein binding.